This is a messenger RNA of Nematolebias whitei (Rio pearlfish), 921 nucleotides long. Its product is annotated as galanin receptor 2a. The transcript has a single exon. Gene Ontology annotation, cellular component: membrane. The record is from RefSeq and is a predicted model, not a curated record. Gene Ontology annotation, molecular function: G protein-coupled receptor activity. The coding region runs from base 1 to 921 and encodes 306 amino acids. Lineage: Eukaryota; Metazoa; Chordata; Actinopteri; Cyprinodontiformes; Rivulidae. Gene Ontology annotation, biological process: G protein-coupled receptor signaling pathway.
AUGGCUGUUCCCAACACCUAUGGCGUGAUCUUUGCUUGCAUCUGUGGGGUGAUUAUGGGCAUUGGGCUGUGCGCCAACCUGCUGGUCUUCUCCUUGUUUGCUAAGAACAACACAUUACGUAAGAAUCGCCUGGACAUCCUCCUCCUGAGCAUGACUCUAGCCGACUUCCUGACCCUCCUACUCAUUCCCCUGACCCUCCACUCAGCUGUGAGUUACUCUUGGCCUCUCGGUGAAACCUCUUGCAAGGUCUAUCAGUUCCUGCUUGCGUUCAGCCUGGCAGCCAGCACGUACUCCCUGUGUGCCGUGUCCAUGACUCGAGCCAUGAUCAUCACAAACCCCUACCAGCCGCCCACCAUGGAUCUGGUAAUCCUCAUGUUUGUUUUGGUCUGGGGCCUGAGUUUCUUCGUCAGCUUGCCUCUGCGAAUGUUUGCCACCAAGGAAAGUCUGAACCCCAGCCUGGCAAACUUCAGCUUUUGCCUUCCAACCAUUCAUGAGCACCACUACCAAGUGGUCCUAAGCCAGUUUGUACUUUACUACUUUGUUCCAAUGCUCGUCAUCGCCUUCAACUAUGUGCGCCUGGCAGUGUUUCUCCACAAGAGCCCUGUAAUGUCAUUGUCCAGUGCCAGGAACACUCGCAGAGCUUCUGUCAUGGUGUUUUUGGCAGCGUCUACCUUCUCAGUGUGCUGGCUGCCUGGUUAUGUGCUGGAGCUGUGUGUGUACCUGGGCCUGUAUCGGCAGGGGCAUGCUUGGGAUAUGUUCUACUUUAUUUGCACUAUGCUGCAGUACCUGCACCCCAGCAUCAACCCCGUGCUGUAUGUGCUGCUGUCUAAGCGUUAUCGCCACAGGAGGGCGGCCUGGCUCUUCGGCUGCAGGAACAGAGUGCAGCCACAGGUCACCAGCGUGGCCACCGACAGCCUCUGA